ACAUGAAUCAGCAUGCCUGUAUGGCAGGUUUCAGAGACAGAGAGGGAAGACCUCGAGGAGUCUGAGAAAGUACAGCACUGGGUUGAGCGUCUUUGUCAGACUCGCUUGGAACAAAUAUCUUGUGUGGAAAACGAGUCACCUGAGCUGUCACCCCCACUGUCACCUCCCCCGGAGCCCAAGGUGAAGCGUUUUCCUGGUGGCCUGCACCUGGCCACUACUGAUCUGGAUGACAUUAACUUGGAUCAUGUGGAUCAGAGCCUGAAGGGGCCGCUUAAGAGACUCGCCCCAACCCCACCAAUUAUGAGCCAGCCUCCGCCUCCUUUGCCUCUCCCGCCGCCUUCACCCAAACUAAACCCCACCCACCCCAAAUAUUCUUCUUCUUCAAAAGUAUGUUCACAGCACCGGCCUGCGUCACCACCCAACACCUCGUCUACCUUGACCAACAAGGGCCGCAGACCUCAUCCAUCUCAAGCCCCUCAUCGAGCUUCCUCCCAUUAUCCCCCUCCAUCUCAGUCGACCCGCCCGCCCUCAUCCCCACAGCCCACCCCGACACCUCACCCACUGCCGCCCCCUCCCCCACCCCCACCUCCACCCCCGCCGCCCCCACCUCCCCCACCGCCCCAACAAUCUGAAGAAAGAGCAAGUGCCCUCAGUGCAUACCGUCAUCAUAACCUGCCUCACCCGUCCAGUCCACCUGAGCACAGGAGUGAGUGGGAGGCGGGUGGAUACCUGCCGAGAGGGGGCAUCUACUCAUCCAACGCUAGUGAAAUCUCCUACCCAUCUAGUCCCAAGGUUAUGAGAAACACGUCACAGGCCAGUCGCAUUUCUACUCCUUCCCUGCAACUGGCACCUAGUCCUCCGAACCAGCGGCAUCCAAUGCCCCCCGUCAUGUCGAAGCCCGUCAUGCUGCCUCAGUCGCAGACCCAUCGACCGGACCCGCUCAGACCUGCUGUUCGUUCUGAUGGCCUGCCUGCAGAAAUGUUGAAACGGAUGGUGCCUUUCAACUCUUCUUUUAAAUCCAACAACAAACCCCAAGUAAUCUAAGCCUCAGUGAUAAAUAACCUUCCAAUUUUUAGAGCCUUCCUCUAUUGCUACUAUCAGGGCAUGAAAGUAUACGGUUGUAGAAGGUGUGUUUUCACCAUUUGUUUUGUCCUGCUAUCUCAUAAUUUUAAGUGUUACUGGCAUUGAAUAUGUUUCUGUAUAAGUGCUUUCCCAUUGAAAGAUUUCACUGUUUCUCAGAAUGUGCUUCAACCCUUGCUGAGAUUACUGCGGCUGUAGUACUUAUCAUGGUCAUUUAAUUGACUUAUUUACUUUUUUAAAAAAAAUUAUUUUAUCUAUAGCUUCUCCCGCUAUUUUGUGUGUGUGUGUGUG
Syngnathoides biaculeatus (alligator pipefish) is the source of this 1371-nucleotide messenger RNA. RefSeq names its product harmonin-like. The transcript is spliced from 5 exons. The record is from RefSeq and is a predicted model, not a curated record. The coding region runs from base 13 to 1044 and encodes 343 amino acids. Lineage: Eukaryota; Metazoa; Chordata; Actinopteri; Syngnathiformes; Syngnathidae.